AUGCUCGCGUGUAGCACAUUGGGCAGGGCGCCUGUGGUGACCAGGGGCGGCGCAGUGCUGACCACCGAACGCCGCAGCGUGUGCGGGGCCACAGCAGCCCUCCGGCGCCGGCAGCGGGCAGCCCCCGCCUGGCGGCCCUCGGCGGCCGCGCCAGACGCCGCCGCGGAGGGCGCCGCCAGCAGCAGCGGCGGCAGCGCCGCCGCCAGCCUGCCCGGUCAGCGGCUGGUGGCGACGCUGCCCAAGCCGGUGGGCGUCGUGUUUUCACAGAAGGAGGGCGGCCCCGUGUUCAUCGAGAGUGUGGUGCCUGGCGGCAACGCCGACAAGGCCGGCAUCAAGCCCGGGGACAUUCUCAACCGCUGCAGCGCCGUCACCCUCAAGGCUGGCAAGGAGGGCCGGUAUGAGAGGGUGGGGCAUGGCGACAGGCCCUAUGACAACUGGGAGCCCUUUGCGAGCAGCAGCAGCGGCGGCGUGGGUGAGGGCCACGCAGCUGUACCCGCUGGCGCGGGUACAGCGCCGCUGCACCCUCAAGACGCCGCCGCGGAAGCUGCCGCUGAGAUCAUGAUCGACACGGAGGGCCUCAAGUUUGAGACGGUGAUGAGCGCCCUCAAGAGCAACAACGAGCGCUGGGGCUUUAAGACGGUCACGCUCGUCAUCAGGCGGCCGCCCCCCGCUGAAGAGUAG
Messenger RNA from Monoraphidium neglectum, 681 nucleotides. RefSeq lists its product as hypothetical. NCBI's taxonomy places the organism in Eukaryota, Viridiplantae, Chlorophyta, Chlorophyceae, Sphaeropleales, Selenastraceae. Bases 1 to 681 code for a protein of 226 amino acids. The record is from RefSeq and is a predicted model, not a curated record. Gene Ontology annotation, molecular function: protein binding. The transcript is spliced from 6 exons.